AUGUUGGAUAUAAAUCUGUUUCGAGAAGAGAAAGGGAACAAUCCUGAGAUCAUUCGUGAAUCUCAGCGUCGCCGAUUUGCAAGUGUUGAAGUCGUUGAUGAGAUUAUUAAGCUCGACAAAGAAUGGCGUCAACGUCAGUUUGAAGUUGAGAAUUAUCGCAAGGACUUCAACAAGCUCAACAAGCAAGUCGCCAAGCUCAAAAUUUCUGGUGGCGAUGCGACUGAGCUGAUUCAGCAAACUGAGAAAAACAAAAAAGAUUCUACCGAGAAGGAGGUGGAAGUUCGUGAAGCUUAUGCUGCUUUGAAAGCUAAAUUGGAGACUGUUGGAAAUCUUGUCCAUGACUCCGUUCCAAUUAAUAACGAUGAGGCGCACAAUCUUGUGACUAAAGUUUGGGGUGAAAAGCGGGUUGCUUCAGCUGGUUUGAAGAUGAAAAACCAUGUGGAUCUUGUUGAGCUUCUCGGUAUUGCAGAUACCAAGAGAGGUGCUGAAAUUGCUGGAGCUAGAGGCUUUUUCCUAAAAGGUGAUGGUUUGCUACUUAACCAAGCUCUUAUCAACUUUGGGCUAACCUUCUUGAAGAAGAGAGGAUUCACCGGAUUGCAACCUCCUUUUUUCAUGAGGAAGGAUGUCAUGGCCAAGUGCGCACAAUUGGCACAGUUUGAUGAAGAACUUUACAAGGUGACUGGUGAAGGAGAUGACAAAUACCUUAUUGCAACUGCUGAGCAGCCCCUUUGUGCAUACCAUCUUGAUGAAUGGAUUCAUCCGACAGAGCUUCCCCUAAGGUAUGCCGGUUACUCGACCUGCUUUAGAAAAGAAGCUGGUUCCCAUGGAAGAGACACACUCGGUAUUUUCCGUGUUCACCAGUUUGAGAAAAUCGAACAGUUUUGCAUCACUGGUCCUAAUGAGAAUGAUUCAUGGAAAAUGCUCGAGGAGAUGAUGAAGAACGCGGAAGAUUUCUACCAAGCGCUAAAACUUCCGUACCAAAUCGUGUCGAUAGUCUCUGGAGCAUUGAAUGAUGCAGCUGCGAAAAAGUAUGACUUGGAAGCUUGGUUUCCAUCGUCAGAGACUUACAGAGAGCUAGUGUCCUGUUCCAACUGUACAGACUACCAGUCUCGAAGGCUUGAGAUCAGAUAUGGUCAAAAGAAGAGCAAUGAGCAGACGAAGCAGUAUGUGCAUAUGCUGAAUUCGACACUUACUGCAACAGAGAGGACCAUUUGCUGCAUUCUGGAAAACUACCAGCGAGAGGACGGUGUGGACAUCCCUGAGGUUCUGCAGCCGUUUAUGGGUGGAGAAACGUUCUUGCCCUUCAAAGUUAAGCCUGUAGCUGCCGAAACCAAAGGCAAAAAGUCGAAAGCUUGA
Arabis nemorensis is the source of this 1356-nucleotide messenger RNA. The record is from the annotation of a GenBank genome assembly. Lineage: Eukaryota; Viridiplantae; Streptophyta; Magnoliopsida; Brassicales; Brassicaceae.